Molecule: messenger RNA, 1859 nt
Organism: Austrofundulus limnaeus
Lineage: Eukaryota; Metazoa; Chordata; Actinopteri; Cyprinodontiformes; Rivulidae
Gene: b3glcta
Product: beta 3-glucosyltransferase a
Exons: 15
Coding region: 263-1753 (496 amino acids)
Cellular component (GO): membrane
Molecular function (GO): glycosyltransferase activity
Source: RefSeq, a predicted model, not a curated record
AUUUUCUCCAUCUGCUCCUCCUGUCAGUAGAAUCCUUCUCGCCAGCAGAGCGCGUGCCUGCUCCUCCUACAGAAAGUGGGGAUUCCUGCUCCUCAGCAGAGCACAGACCCACUCCCCGUUUUUUUUUUUCUUUUUUUUCUUCUUUCUUCUGCUUUCCGCGAAACUGUCAGAAGGAACAACACCGUGUUUCUCCUGAAAACAGUGUCAGAAAGCCCAUGCCCCGCCGAGCCUCCUCCACCUCCAGCCUCAGAAGCCCGGCAGGAUGCUGUCAAACAGCCCGAACCUCGGACACAGAGGGGCAGCAGUCCGGCUGAUGUUCCUCUCCCUCCUGAUCUGCUAUGCUGUUGGCAGCUCAGAGAAAACCUCACAGAACAAAGAUGAGAUCCACGUCAUUCACAAGAAUAAACUGGACCUGCGGGAGAUAGUGUUUGUCAUCCAAAGUCAAAGCAACUCCUUCCAUGUGAAGCAGGCAGAAAGACAGAGAGCAGAUUUGCUCGAGCAGGCGCAAAGCCUCACAGCGAACCCCCCCGUGGUUUUGCUUCUCCACAGUUUGUCAGAUAAUGAGGGUGAUUGGAGCAUCCUUCCUCUGCUGCCUUCCUUGUCCCAUUCCUUUGAGAAAAACUCAUCCUGGAUCGUAUUUCUCGAAGAGGAAACGCAUGUGAACGUUGUUACCCUUCUCCAUGUCCUGGUGAAAUUUGACAAGGAUAAAGAGUGGUUUCUUGGCAAACCGCUGCAUGAUGAAGAGUCGACCAUCAUCCAUCACUACGCCUUUGCAGAGAAUCCCUCCAACUUCAAAUAUCCAGACUUUGCUGCUGCCUGGGCUUUGAGCUUCCCUCUUGUUGUUCGACUCGCAAACAAAGUGAGAGACGAACCACUUAAAUCAGACUUCACUAUUGACCUGAAACACGAGAUUGCUUUGUAUAUCUGGGACAACGGGAAGGGCACGCAUCUCACCGCCGUUCCUCAGCUGUGCACUGAGCCGAAGGACUCUCCUCUCGCCCGGCACUGUGCGACCACUCUGAGCAAAGUGCCUCCAGUGUGUGGGGAACCUGUGAAAAAAGAAGAUUUAUUUGUUGCUGUGAAAACGUGUAGGAAGUUUCACAGUGAAAGAGUUCCAGUGAUAAAGAAGACUUGGGAAAAGGAGGCCCUUUUUUUAGAGUACUACAGUGACCACUCUGAUCCUUCAAUACCAACCAUUAAUUUAGGAGUUCCAAACACUGAAAGAGGCCACUGUGGGAAAACAUUUGCAAUCCUGCAAAGAUUUCUAAGCAGCGCCGUCCCGAACACCAAGUGGCUUGUUAUUGUGGAUGAUGACACACUUAUCAGCCUCCCACGACUCCGAGUCUUGCUGAGCUGUUAUGACCCCUCUGAGCCGGUGUGUCUCGGAGAAAGAUACGGCUACGGCCUGAGCCAAGGUGGCUACAGUUACAUCACCGGAGGCGGAGGUAUGGUGUUUAGCAGGGAGGCUGUGGUCCGAAUUCUGAAGAGCGGCUGCAAGUGCUACAGCAAUGAUGCGCCGGAUGACAUGGUGCUGGGAAUGUGCCUCAAUGCUCUCAGGCUUCCCAUCACGCACAGUCCUCUCUUUCACCAGGCCCGCCCCGAGGACUACGCUAAAGACCUUUUAGCCCACCAGGUGCCCAUCUCCUUCCAUAAACACUGGAACAUCGACCCAGUUAGUGUUUUCAACAAAUGGCUCAGAGACGACUCGAGGGCGGAGAAUUCAGAGGAAUCUCAUAACAGAUCCGAGUUAUGAUGAGCACACAUAAGUCUGUAUGAAGCAGUGUAUAUACAGAGUAUGUGUGUGCGUGUGUUUGUGUUUUUGUAACACAAAAAGUGAUCUAUAAACAGAUGUAAAAGUU